AUGAAGCUUUUGGUGAAAUUGAUUACUGGAAUAUACCGUGAGGUUGAAAUAAAUCCUGGGGCCACAGUCAGUCAACUGAAAAAAGAGAUUGAACAGCUGACCGAUGUGCCUGCGACAUCUCAGAAAUUAGCCAUCACGAAGGACGGACGGAAUCUCAUACUGGAGAAUGGCAAGAGGCUGGACGAUUACAGCGACCUGUCGGACGGGGACACUGUGGCUGUCCUAGUUACCGAGGAGCAAGUCUUUCUGAAGAACCACAAAGGGGAAAAUCAUCGUUACUCCUUCAAUCCCAGCGAAAGUGUGGCUGACUUCAGUGGCAGGGUGUCACGCCAAGAGGGUGUCCCUCAAGAACAACAGCGCCUAAUUUAUGAUGGCCGUGCACUUAAUGAGAGCAAGCGAAUGGCCGAUUAUAGCAUCAGGGGCAACUCAACUGUCCACCAGACCCUGCGACUCCGAGGAGGUUCAUAUCAAGAGUAA
Megalops cyprinoides (Indo-Pacific tarpon) is the source of this 477-nucleotide messenger RNA. Its product is annotated as polyubiquitin-like. The transcript has a single exon. Gene Ontology annotation, biological process: modification-dependent protein catabolic process; regulation of proteolysis; protein neddylation. Gene Ontology annotation, cellular component: cytoplasm; nucleus. Lineage: Eukaryota; Metazoa; Chordata; Actinopteri; Elopiformes; Megalopidae. Gene Ontology annotation, molecular function: ubiquitin protein ligase binding; protein tag activity. The coding region runs from base 1 to 477 and encodes 158 amino acids. The record is from RefSeq and is a predicted model, not a curated record.